AUGGUCCAUACAAUUGUUAGAUACCGUCUGGUUUUGGCACCAAUACUAUGGUUAUCCCAAGUUUUGACAAUUUCCUCACUUUCUGGACUCCCCCACCACAGGGAAACUACUUUGUCUAUUGACGAUGUGAUUCUGGUCGAGGUGGCCUGGGAAGUGACCAACAAAGUUGGAGGCAUCUACACCGUGAUUCAAACCAAGGCAAAGGUCACCAUUGACGAGUGGGGCGAGAAUUACGUGAUGAUGGGACCAUAUUUUGAGCAUAACGUGAGGACCCAGGUGGAGCUGGUUGAACCGCAGAAUCCUGCCAUCAAACGGACCAUAGACUCCAUGAACUCCAAAGGCUGUAAGGUGUACUUUGGGCGAUGGUUGAUUGAAGGGAAUCCUUGUGUUAUUCUGUUUGAUGUUGGAGCUACAGCUUGGAGCUUGGACCGUUGGAAAGCUGAAUUAUGGGAUUGUUGCUCUAUUGGGAUUCCCUGGUAUGACCGAGAAGCAAAUGAUGCUGUUCUCUUUGGUUUUCUGAUCACUUGGUUCCUGGGAGAGUUUGUCUCUCAGUGUGAGGGGAAGUGUCCAUUUAUCAUCACUCACUUCCAUGAAUGGCUGUCUGGCGUUGGUUUGAUUAUGUGCCGAUUCCGUAAGAUCCCUGUAGCCACAAUCUUUACGACACAUGCCACAAUACUGGGACGUUAUCUCUGUGCUGGAAAUGUCGACUUCUACAACAACCUUGCCUAUUUUGAUGUAGAUCGUGAAGCGGGAGAGAGGCAGAUUUACCACCGAUACUGCAUGGAACGUGCUGCUGUUCAUUGUACUCAUGUCUUCACAACUGUGUCAGACAUCACAGCAGUUGAAGCAGGAUACCUACUCAAAUGCAAACCUCAUGUGGUGACUCCAAAUGGACUGAAUUUGAGGAAGUUCUCUGCAGUGCAUGAGUUUCAGAAUUUGCACUCCAAGAGCAAGAUGCGGAUUCAGGAGUUUGUGAGAGGCCAUUUCUAUGGUCAUUUGGAUUUUGACCUGGAUAAGACUGUCUAUUUCUUCAUUGCUGGGCGAUACGAAUUUACCAACAAAGGUGCAGAUUUAUUCCUGGAAGCAUUAGCACGUCUCAAUUAUCUCCUCCAGACUCAUCAAAGUCGUGUGACGGUGGUUGCAUUCUUCAUUAUGCCUGCACGAACCAACAACUUCAAUGUAGAGACAUUGAAAGGGCAGGCAGUUCGUAAACAGCUGUGGGAUACAGCGAAUUCAGUGAAGGAGAAGUUUGGGAAGAAGUUAUAUGAAUCAUUGUCAAGUGGAGAGCUACCCGAAGCAAAACAAAUGAUUGACCAGGAGGAUUUUGUCAUGAUGAAGCGAGCCCUGCUGUCUACCCAGCGCCAGUCAUUGCCUCCGGUGUGCACACACAACAUGCUGGAUGACUCGACGGAUCCAAUUUUGAGCACAAUUCGACGUAUUGGCUUGUUCAACCAUCCCAAUGACCGAGUAAAGGUGAUCUUCCAUCCCGAAUUUCUGUCUUCCACCAGCCCACUGCUGCCACUUGACUAUGAAGAGUUUGUACGUGGUUGUCACCUGGGGGUAUUUCCUUCAUACUAUGAGCCAUGGGGUUAUACACCAGCGGAAUGCACAGUUAUGGGAAUUCCUAGCAUUUCUACCAAUUUGUCCGGCUUUGGUUGCUUCAUGGAGCAUCACAUCACUGACCCUUCUGCAUAUGGAAUCUAUAUUCUGGAUCGUCGGUUUAAGAGCCUGGAUGAGUGCUGCAAUCAGUUAACCUCGUUCCUCUACAGCUUCUCUCAACAGUCACGACGGCAAAGGAUAAUCCAGAGAAAUCGCACAGGGCGACUCUCUGAUUUGCUGGACUGGCGCUACCUUGGCCGGUAUUACACCCAUGCCAGACUCUUAGCCCUUUCUAAAGCCUUUCCCAGUGACCUUUCUGUUGACCUAGCGGAGAUUUCUGCCAGUUUCCACUAUCCACAGCCGACAUCAUUCCCACCUUCUCCAUCCUUCUCCGCUGCGUCCUCUCCUCGUUACAGUGACAGUGAAGUUGAACCAUACAAUGAGGAAGAGGAGGUUGAGAUAGAUCGUAAAAAUAUCAAACUGGACUCGAUGCUGAACUUAAUUCACGAGCGUAACAAAAAUCUGGAAGAAUCUUUUGCAUUUAGAGAAUCCAGCAUCAGUAAUACUAGUUCAUCCUCUAGGCCAAGUGAAUUCCCUAGUUCCACAGCAACUACUACUCCCAGCAAGCCAGCUGAUCCCAGUGAUGCCAACUGGAUGACCAGUUCUAGUGAUUCCAAAAUGCCCACCAAUCCCAGUGCCUCACAUGAUCCCAGCAAGCCAACUGAUCCCAGUGAUGCCAACUGGAUGACCAGUUCUAGUGAUUCCAAAAUGCCCACCAAUCCCAGUGUCUCACACGAUCCCAGAAAGCCAAUUGAUCCCAGUGAUGCCAACUGGAUGACCAAUUCUAGUGAUUCCAAAAUGCCCACCAAUCCCAGUGUCUCACACGAUCCCAGAAAGCCAAUUGAUCCCAGUGAUGCCAACUGGAUGACCAAUUCUAGUGAUUCCAAAAUGCCCACCAAUCCCAGUGCCUCACAUGAUCCCAGAAAGCCAACUGAUCCCAGUGAUGCCAAUUGGAUGACCAGUUCUAGUGAUUCCAAAAUGCCCACCAAUCCCAGUGCCUCACACGAUCCCAGAAAGCCAAUUGAUCCCAGUGAUGCCAACUGGAUGACCAAUUCUAGUGAUUCCAAAAUGCCCACCAAUCCCAGUGCCUCACAUGAUCCCAGAAAGCCAACUGAUCCCAGUGAUGCCAAUUGGAUGACCAGUUCUAGUGAUUCCAAAAUGCCCACCAAUCCCAGUGCCUCACACGAUCCCAGAAAGCCAAUUGAUCCCAGUGAUGCCAACUGGAUGACCAAUUCUAGUGAUUCCAAAAUGCCCACCAAUCCCAGUGCCUCACAUGAUCCCAGAAAGCCAAAUGAUCCCAGUGAUGCCAGUAAGUCGACCAAUCCCAGUACCUCUCAUGAUCCCAGUAAGCCAACAGAUCCCAACAGGCCAACCAAUCCCAAUAGUUCAAACUGGCCACGUAAACUGAGUAAUCCCAGUAGGGAUACGAAUCCUAGUAAUACCUAG
This is a messenger RNA of Hemiscyllium ocellatum (epaulette shark), 3105 nucleotides long. Its product is annotated as glycogen [starch] synthase, muscle-like. Lineage: Eukaryota; Metazoa; Chordata; Chondrichthyes; Orectolobiformes; Hemiscylliidae. The record is from RefSeq and is a predicted model, not a curated record. The coding region runs from base 1 to 3105 and encodes 1034 amino acids. Gene Ontology annotation, cellular component: cytoplasm. The transcript is spliced from 19 exons. Gene Ontology annotation, molecular function: alpha-1,4-glucan glucosyltransferase (UDP-glucose donor) activity. Gene Ontology annotation, biological process: glycogen biosynthetic process.